Messenger RNA from Cucurbitaria berberidis CBS 394.84, 300 nucleotides. RefSeq lists its product as uncharacterized. The transcript has 2 exons. The record is from RefSeq and is a predicted model, not a curated record. Bases 1 to 300 code for a protein of 99 amino acids. NCBI's taxonomy places the organism in Eukaryota, Fungi, Ascomycota, Dothideomycetes, Pleosporales, Cucurbitariaceae.
AUGCAGCUCACCCGCCUCGUUCUCCUUGCCACAACCCUUCUCGUCGGCGCCGACGCGUGCAAAUGCGUUAACAACGGAGCCAACACAGACGCCACCAGAGCUUGUUGCGCCCAGCUCAAAGGAAACUUCCGCAACGGCAACGAUUGCCAGGCUGGCUCCAUCUCGGAGAAGCUCUCCAACUUCCGUCGAUGCUGCCAGGGUAAGGGCUUCACUUCGGACUGCGACUGCCCGACUUGCCUGGCUGAGGAAGCUGAGGCUGAAGCUGCUGUGGUUACGAAGCGAGGUGAUAUGGGGCUUUAG